Nanorana parkeri is the source of this 1941-nucleotide messenger RNA. It is a transcript of the gene NUB1, whose product is annotated as negative regulator of ubiquitin like proteins 1. The transcript is spliced from 14 exons. Gene Ontology annotation, biological process: regulation of ubiquitin-dependent protein catabolic process. Gene Ontology annotation, molecular function: protein binding. The coding region runs from base 1 to 1839 and encodes 612 amino acids. The record is from RefSeq and is a predicted model, not a curated record. Lineage: Eukaryota; Metazoa; Chordata; Amphibia; Anura; Dicroglossidae.
AUGGCGGAAAAGAAGUUCUUGAUGUCCCAGCUGACCAACUACCUACGGGAAGAUCACAUUCUGCUUUGGAAGUCCCCUUAUACCAUUGAAAAUCAUGACGCUGGCCCGGAGAUUAAAGAGCUGUCUCUGAAAUACUCAGAAAAGCUGAAGCAUAGUGUGGAUGACAUCACCAGCGCAUUGGAAGAAAUCCGCUGCUCUGCAAUACAACGUGGUAGUGGUAAUCAGGCUUUUAUGACUAAAGGACUGGCGUCACUGCAGGUCUUCGUGCCACGCAAGCUGCACAAAGGAUCCAAAAACUACAUAGAAACCUCCCUGACUGUAACAGGGAAGGAGCUGAAGUGUCAGAUAGCACAAACGUAUGGAUUACAAGAAAGUCACAUAAAGGUUAUUGCUAACAAAAAACAGCUUGAGACAGAUAAAACUCUGCAAGAACAAGGAGUUGGUCACAAUUCCAAGGUGUUGGUCCUUGAACUCAGUUACACAGAGGAAGAGGCAAGGAAGAGGGUCCACAAUGAGGAGAAGGAAAGAGAAGAGGAGACACAGAAGCAGGAGAGUGUGAAGAAGAAGAUGAUGCGUACAAAACAAGGGCUGGAAAUCCUUGCCGAGCGGGGUGAUAGCUUGGAUCCAGAUACAACGCCAUACCUGGAGAUUGCAAAUCAAACAGGACGCGCAAUCAAUAUGCCUAAAGCUGCAAAAAAGGCUCUCAUGCUGGCAAUGGGCUAUCAUGAAAGGGGAAGAGCAUUCCUGAAGAGAACAGAGUAUGCUUUAGCACUGCCGUUCCUGUUGGAUGCAGACAAGCACUUCUGUGAAUGUGGGACAGAACUGCUGGACUCGGUGGAUAAUUAUGCUGUGCUGCAGCUUGACAUUGUGUGGUGUUACUUUCGCCUCGGUCAAUUAGAGUGCUUGGACGAUGCAGACUCCAAACUAAACAUGUCUCAGCGACGCUUCAAUAAAUGCUAUGGAGAGAAUCAUGAGCGGCUAGUCAAUAUCAAGGGAAGUUACGGGAGAGAAAGAGUUUUAUUUCUAAGACUUUAUCUUCUGCAAGGAAUAGUAAAUUACCACAAUGGCAGAGCCAACGAAGCAUCAGAAAAACUAUCGGAGGCUAGCAGAUUGUAUAAUGAGCUCUCCAUUGACCCAGCAAAAGUAGAGACCUUAUUGCAGUUGGGGUGCUCAGCUCAAGAGGCACGCUUGGCACUGCGAGCAUGUUACGGGAAUGUGGAACAUGCCGCCAACCAUAUUUCAUGUAAAAGAGAGGAAAAGGCGAAGAUUAAAAAAGAAGAGAGAGAGAAAAGAAGGAAAAGACUUGACAAGAUCAAUACUCUGCGUGGGAUGGGGUAUUCUGAGACUGCUGCUGCAGAGGCCUUAAGUCAGGCUGGUGGGAACAUUGACCGGGCAGUCCAGAUACUGCUAGAUAAUCCAGAGCGUUUAAUCCCUCGUGCUAAUCCCGACGACAAGGGCUCAUAUAGUGUUCCUCAGGAGAAUAUCGAUCAGCUGGUGUAUAUUGGUUUCACUCCUGAGGCAGCUAAGGCAGCUCUCCAACUAUUCCAAGGUAACAUUGAACUGGCCGCUCAGAUGCUGGCUCACCACCAAGGAGAUCUCCCUUCUCACCUCCUGCAAGAGCUGGAAAACUCUUCGUCAGCACCCGAGCCCAGCUCCUCGUCCUCCUCGCCUGCAGCGACAAGCUCAUCAAGUAGCACCAACCGUGCUGAACCGGACAUUGACCCUGUGAAGGAAAUUCUGGAUGAUAUCCCUGAACAUGAAGAAGACUAUCUCGACUUAACACUAGAGGAAGAAGAGCUCAUUCUUGUUGAAUAUCUUUCUUACCUAGAAAAGCUGUAGUUUGGGACUUUACUGAACUGCAGUAACUUUAGUUUUUUUUCUCCGACAUUGAAGUUCCUAUGUUGUCCAUAGCAGCCAAUCCAAAUGUUCCUUUUGGUUUCU